Molecule: messenger RNA, 1995 nt
Organism: Kwoniella botswanensis
Lineage: Eukaryota; Fungi; Basidiomycota; Tremellomycetes; Tremellales; Cryptococcaceae
Exons: 4
Coding region: 1-1995 (664 amino acids)
Biological process (GO): transsulfuration
Molecular function (GO): cystathionine gamma-synthase activity; pyridoxal phosphate binding
Source: RefSeq, a predicted model, not a curated record
AUGCCGUCCACCAUCGUAGCUGCUCCUCCUAUCACCAUGCCUUCACCUAUACCGCUAGGUGCAUCGGUCCCAGCUCUCACCGCCCACGCUAUCUCGGUGUCUUUGCCCACUUGGGAAGAUAAUAUCGGAUAUGAGGAGGGAGAUCAGAGAGUCGUAGGGAGGAUGGAAACUGGUUAUCCUAGAUUCUUCAUUCACAGAAGUAUACAGAAGCUCGCCGCAUUAUGUUUAGCCAAAUUCGGUCGACCCGACGAACUAUGUAUCUUGCUACCUUCACCAAAAGUAGCAGGCGAGGGACGUGAUUUUCUUGCUCAUCAAAAUCCCCCAGUACCAUCCAGGAUAGUUGAGUUCGUCAUUUGUCCUUCUUCAAUCUCAAUCAUCGAUACCAAAUCGUUGGGAGGGGUAGAUUGUAUAGAAUUGCAAAUAUUGUUAUUUGACAAAGCGAAUUGGUCAUUUGGGAAAGCGUUCUGGCAACACUCAGGAGAUGGUAUAUGUUCUAGAAUGGCAGAAAGAGCUUUAGCUUUCCUAGGUGAAUUACCAGCUGGUUCAAGCAAUGGUCCUCCUACUCCACCAAACUUGGAAAGACCACCUUCGAAAGCUCCACAAACGAGGAAUAAACAUUAUUCUAGGAGAACAAAUUCUGUCCCCCCUACACCUACUACCCCCUCUGCUCCUCCUACUCCCAGAUUAGAGACCAACCCCAACCACGAUGAUGAUGCUCCUGUAGAACCCGUGAAGGAGGAAUUCUUGACUUCGGAUCUCACGACCUACCUUGAAGAACGUUAUGGACGAAAUCUGCCGCUCUUCAAUGCACCGCUAGCUAAACAAGCUUUGAAAAGAAGAAUCGCAGGUGGAUUGUUACCGAGUGAUGAGGGAUAUGGGAAAGUAGAUGAUGUGGUUAGAGGAGCAGGUUCCGGUUCCGGAAAGAAAGCUGUCAAAGAAGAUGAUGUGUAUCUGUAUCCCUGCGGUAUGAGUGCCAUUUGGCAUGCUUUCGAUAUAGCUCGAGCAGCUAGGCGUAGGAAGGGUGAGAAGGAAGGAAAGAGUGUCUGUUAUGGAUUCCCUUACACAGAUACACUGAAAAUCCUGCAAAAAUGGGGUCCAGGAUGUCAUUUCCUGGGAGCAGGAGGUACAGAGGAUAUACCAGCUUUAGAAAAAUUACUUGAAGAUAGACAAUCUGACGAACCCCCUAUUCUAUCCUUGUUCUGCGAAUUCCCAUCAAACCCCUUACUCAGAAGUCCUGACCUGGUGAAGAUCAGACAGUUGGCAGACAAAUACGGUUUCGUGAUUGUGGUAGAUGAGACGAUAGGAAAUUUCAUCAAUGUGGAAGUUGUCGAAUUUGCCGAUAUUGUCGUGAGCAGUUUGACCAAGAUCUUCAGUGGUGACGCCAAUGUGAUGGGUGGAAGUCUUAUUCUAAACCCCAACAGUCCACUAUUCGAACAUCUCAAAGCUGCACAAAGCGAGAUAUAUGAAGAUAACUAUUAUCCCGAAGACGCAGUGUACAUGGAACGUAACUCGAGGGAUUAUCGAGGUCGUAUCAAACGAGUCAACGACAAUGCAUAUGACGUUACCGACUUCCUCUUCAGGCGAUCUUUGGCAGAUAAAUCCACUCCGACAGAAGGAAAAGUGAUCAAACAAGUUUACUAUCCUCGAUUUCAGACUCCCGAAAAUUACGCUCAAGCUCAGAGAUUACCACCAACAGGAAAAGGAGGAUUCGGUGGAUUGUUCUCAAUCACAUUCACUUCUGAAGCUGCUUCGAAGGCCUUUUACAAUACUAUUGGAUGUGCCAAGGGUCCUUCGUUAGGAACGAGUUUCACGUUGGCUUCUCCAUAUACGAUCUUGGCACAUUAUCUGGAAUUGGAUUGGGCAGCUAGUCAUGGAGUUGAAAGAGGAUUGGUGAGGAUCAGCGUAGGUCAGGAAGAUCAGGAAGUGCUUAAGAAUUGGUUCGAGAGUGCCGUGAAGGCUGCUGAAGAUGCUGGAAGAGAGGUUGAUGGACAGUAA